Molecule: messenger RNA, 1042 nt
Organism: Mycena citricolor
Lineage: Eukaryota; Fungi; Basidiomycota; Agaricomycetes; Agaricales; Mycenaceae
Source: the annotation of a GenBank genome assembly
UCGCGACUGCUCUUGUGCUACGAACGGUGGAGCUACCUAUCGCAGAGGCCAAACGAAUGCGAAAUCGCCUUGAUUCAGAUCAACUUUGAUCUCAUCAUUAACAAGAUUCCCUUGACCGUGUACUUUGACUCGCAAAUGCCUAUUGGACAGAAUCCUCGAUGCCAGGCUUGCGAUAGUUCCAUUUCCUCCCCAAAUAAUGUGCUUCUCACAUGCAACACGGGGACUGCUGCAUGCCGGCGAAGUUGGCAUCACCUGCCUCUACUGCGGAUCGGGUCUGGAAGUCAUCGAGAUCGCUGAUGAUGACGAGGAGGAUCAGGAUGCCAGCAUCGGAACCGUCGCUGAAACAGCGGGAAUCGUCGACUUGACACUGAGUCCUCACCUCGAAACGGUGGAUCUCUCACGCGACUCGCCUUCGCCGCCGGUUCCCCAUCCCCAACAGAGACAGAGCGAGACAGAGCCUGUGCUCAGGGUGGCCUCUGCGCCGUCUCGUGCACACACACCGUCUCAGCGGAAGCGGAGUUCCCCGGCCCCGCUUGAGGUCCUGGAGCAGAGCUCCGAAUGUACAUCUUCUCUGCGCGCCGAUCCCGAAGUCAAGCUCAACAUGUCGCCUGAGGAAGUGCAGGUCGGAUCCGACGCGCGGCGCACAAAGACGACAUCGUUGCCAAUACCCGAAGCAGACUCGGAGAUCGCGAAGGACUUGUCCGCUAUGGCCAUCGAAGAGCCUCCCGUCCUAUCUCACCCCAUCGCCGAUUCGAAUCCCCCAGUUUCUCUUCCUACAGAGCCGGCUACGAAACCUGUCAAAGGAGGAACGCUCGGCCCAGAAUGGAUCCGGGAACGACUGGAAUCGAGCGAACAUAUGCAGCUGUGGAAACGAGUCUCUGCUGCGCGCCCUCUCAGUCAGACGCGUCAACCCACGAAAACUCGGACGCCAGCGCAGGCUGAACCAGGCUUGAUCUUCUUGGUGUCGCCUUGCGCGGGAGAAUUAACCGGAUCGAUGCUCUUUGAAUCCACGCCUCGUCGUACUUGUAAAUUCUUCGAAUGA